AUGAAUCUUGAAUUCAAGAUGAUCAAUUCUAAUUCAGUACAUCUCUCAUAUCUCCCACUGCCACAUAUUAUGGAACAAGUAGCAAUGUCUUCUCAUAUUCUGAUGGGAGCUUGUUCGGGAUUUCUAACAGAAUCUAUUGAUGGUCUACUGGAUGAUGCUCAUAUUUUGAGACCAACUUUACUGGCUGUAGUUCCACGUGUACUUUCUCGUCUGUACACAAAAUAUCAAAGUGCAUUGGGUGAUUCCGUAGUAAAAAAUCAACUUUAUAAUUACAUUGUGGAGAAAAAAUUAGCUGAACAAAAACGUGGAAAAUUUCAUCAUCGAAGCGUUGUGGACACAAUGUUGUUUGGUAAACUUAGAAAGAAAUUUGGCGGACGUGUGUGUUGCGUAGUAUCCGGGGGCGCACCAUUGUCACCAGAACUCUCAAAGUUUGCACAUGCUGUAUUCAACGUGGUUUUUGAAGGGUAUGGAUCAACCGAAACCAUGGGAUGCGUCACUUUGUCAUCGGUCGGAGAGUACCGUUUAGGUACUGUCGGUGGUGUUGUUUAUGGUGUGGAACUGAAACUUGUGGAUGUCCCAGAUUUUGGUUUGGUUGCAUUACGUGAUGGAAGGGGCGAAAUAUGUGCCAGAGGCGAUCACUGCAGCAAAGGUUAUUUCAAGGAUCCGGUAAAAACUGCCGAACUUAUUGAUAGUGAUGGUUGGAUUCAUACUGGGGAUAUUGGUGAAUGGACUGAAGAAGGUUCACUCAAAAUUGUGGACCGUGUAAAGAGUAUAUUCAAAUUAUCUCAAGGUGAAUAUAUUGCACCUGAAAAAAUAGAAAUGGCUUAUCAAACUUGCAAAUUAAUAAGUCAAGUAUUUGUGGAUGGUAACAGUCAAAAAAAUUACCCAGUUGCGAUUGUAGUUCCAGAUUUUACUGAUUUGCGUUCGGCUCUAAGCAAUAGUAAGGUACUGCAGCAUCAUAAAAAGCUUUUGGAUUCUGAACUCUGUCGAAAUGAAACUGUCAAUAGAUUCGUUUUGGAGGAAAUGAAUGCUAUAGCGACACUAAAACUGUUGAAGGGUUUUGAAAAGGUCCAGGCAAUUUACUUGACAGACGAGGUGUUUACGAUAGACAAUGGCUUAUUGACUCCAACAAUGAAACUAUCACGUAAUAAAGCUCGAAAUUAUUUUUCAAAAACAAUAGUUAGUUUAUACACACAGCAUGAGCUUAAUUCUUCUUCAACUUAA
Molecule: messenger RNA, 1224 nt
Organism: Schistosoma mattheei
Lineage: Eukaryota; Metazoa; Platyhelminthes; Trematoda; Strigeidida; Schistosomatidae
Source: the annotation of a GenBank genome assembly